CAUUUGUCAAGACGGCAGUCAAGAAGAUUGUUCAGUAGCGUCUUGAAACAUUAUAAAGUUGGAAGUGAAAUUCCAAUCAAGUGAUUUAUUAAAAAUAGUGAAAACCUAUCCUAAGAAGUGUGAAGUUAUCUAUCUGCAUGUGCACGCGUGUGUGCACAGCGUUUGCCCCAAGUUUGCGAAGAAAAUACUCGUCGAAGCUAUCGUCCUCUGCGAAACAACGGAUAAAAUAAAGAGGCAUCAACACGCCCGACAAAAACACUUCACUGAAAGGAUACAAGAAAACUGGAGACCGCAUAAAGCGAUAAAUUUCUAUGCCGAAGCACGAACUGUGAAAGAGUGCCCUUUUUCGUGAAAAGCCUACAUCAAUUGCAGCGUCAGUGGUCGCACUGCCACACUCUGGCUGCAGUGAAAGGCACCUGCCUGAACAUUUCUUGUUGACACCAGUUAAAAACAAUCCGCCAAGAUUGAGGAAAUAGAGGAAAUCGUGGAGACCGAGGUUAUCCUCUCUCCCGAUGAAAUGCACCAUGAAGAAUUCGAAAUUACGACGGUACCCAUGGAAUCGACUACUGUCCUAACGACCUCCAGCGUAAGCACAAAACGAGACGUUCGUGAUCUGGCACGGGAGGCGAAUUUUCAAGCGAAGCUGCUCAUGCAGGAGAAUGAAGCCCAAGAGCAUCAUUUCAAGCAUGAAUCGAGUGCCGACGACACGGAAUGCUCUGAUGCUGACCAGAAGAUGGGCGAUUGGACUUAUAGUAACGAGCAGGAAAUCAGCGAUACGUUGAACUCAAGCAACCAAAGUUCGAGCCGGAAGCGCCGCGGAAAUCUUCCGAAGCAAUCGGUAAAAAUUUUGAAGCGAUGGCUGUACGAACAUCGCUUCAACGCGUACCCAACCGACGCCGAGAAAGUUACACUGUCGCAAGAGGCUAGUCUGACGGUGUUACAGGUGUGCAAUUGGUUCAUCAACGCACGGAGACGGAUUCUGCCGGAAAUGAUUAGGCGGGAUGGACAUGACCCGCUACACUACACCAUCUCCCGGCGUGGUAAGAAGCUAGCCGGAGCCAUGGGUCCCGAUCCGCUGACGAUGAGCCCGGCAUCAGAAGUGAUUGUGGGCGCCACCGAAGAAAUAAUUGAAGAGGAGGAAGUGAUCGAAGACGGGGUACCACAGAUAAUAACCAGCCAUGGCCAGCAGUACGUACAAACGCCGUCCGGUUUGGUUAAGGUUGAGGAAGACGUGGACUUUGAGGAUCACAUUAUCUAUCGGUCUGAUGAUAGCAACAUCGAGUACGAAUACACACAAAGUGAGGAAGAAAUGCCGCAAACGGAGCAAGGUGAAUGGGAAGGAAUCAUUCGCUACGCUAACGAAAAGGAUGACGAGAUUCCGGAAGAGAUUACCGAAGAGGAAGUUAUCGCGUCAGAUGGUCCUUUGACUGAGUUUUUUACGUCGCAUCCUAACAUUGUACAACUAUCCCAAAUACAGACAACUAAUGCUUCAGCUCGACCAACUGUAACAACUUCUACAGCUAAAAUUAUUACGACCACACCAGUUCCGGUUGGAUUGCAACGAUUGCAGGUGGUUAAUGCCAAAUCCGCCACCCAGGCAGGAACUACGGGUACUGUUCUCAGUACCGGUGUAAAAACCACAUCGACCAGUCUUGGAACUGUCAAGGUUGGCGGCAACCAUCUGACGGCAGUUCCGCUGAAGGCCGUCCCGAAAAAGUUGACGGUUGUGACGAGUUCUGGGAAGGCGACCACUGUCACUGCGACGCCGCUAAGCGAAUCGAACGCCAAGACGAUAUCGGCCACCCUCGGUGCUGCCGGCACACAAGUCGUGGCCACCAUGAACAACAACAACACGAACAGCAAUAACAACAACUCCCAGAACACGAACCCGCACACGACGACGGCCGUUAAAGUUAAAGGUGUUAUCCGGGACGAUAAGGAUCAGUUCAAGUGUCUCUAUCUGCUGGUAGAAACGGCGGUUGCCGUACGCCAGCGAGAGAAGGAGCAGGACGAUGUGCACGUGCUUGGAAACUAGAGAGACAACACAUGAAGGGAAAGAUGGCAUAACAGUGCGAGUUCUUGGGUGGUCGACGCUGUAAAAAGCCACGCACCUUCAUUUACAAACGGAUACCACAAACUAAGUUGGACAAAACAACUACCAGAGGACGAUUAGUAGAAGCAGCAAAGAUCGGACGAGACGCGAUUUUUAUUCGUUUCGUUGAUAGUAUAGUCUUGGUGGAAAACCGAGAUCGUUUCGUACCCGGCUGCCCGAAAAGGUGGGCAUUGCAUUCGAGGAUCUACAACAUUUUUUGUAUUUCAUGCUCUUAACAGGCACUUGGGAUGUACAUAGCGAAGAAAUUAAAAAUAACAAACUGCACUAGAAGCAAAUCGCAGAUCAGAUUCCAUGCAUUAAAUAUACUAAUAUUUUUUCAGCAAUGAUAACAUGCGCA
Molecule: messenger RNA, 2450 nt
Organism: Anopheles coustani
Lineage: Eukaryota; Metazoa; Arthropoda; Insecta; Diptera; Culicidae
Exons: 9
Coding region: 518-2035 (505 amino acids)
Biological process (GO): regulation of transcription by RNA polymerase II
Molecular function (GO): RNA polymerase II cis-regulatory region sequence-specific DNA binding; DNA-binding transcription factor activity, RNA polymerase II-specific
Source: RefSeq, a predicted model, not a curated record